Molecule: messenger RNA, 4049 nt
Organism: Oncorhynchus keta (chum salmon)
Lineage: Eukaryota; Metazoa; Chordata; Actinopteri; Salmoniformes; Salmonidae
Gene: soat2
Product: sterol O-acyltransferase 2
Exons: 21
Coding region: 197-1825 (542 amino acids)
Biological process (GO): cholesterol efflux; cholesterol metabolic process
Cellular component (GO): endoplasmic reticulum membrane
Molecular function (GO): cholesterol O-acyltransferase activity; fatty-acyl-CoA binding; cholesterol binding
Source: RefSeq, a predicted model, not a curated record
UGAUGUAAGAGAGGGACACAGUUCACACACACUCACACACACCAGCGAGACACUCAGCGACACUGCUUCUCCCUGAGGAUCACUCCCUGGAGCCCGUCUGUGUGAGGGGAGCCCUGAGCCUGAGACCAGAACACUGUUCCUCCAGCAGGGCAAUACCUAUACAGAACCCAUCCCUGCGUCUUGACCCGGAGGUGCCAUGGCAGCAGACAGCAACAGACUUGGAGACACCACGGCCACAGAGACAGCCACCAGAUUGGUGCACCGAAACAUUAACAACCCCAACGCUGUAGAGACCGACAGCUCUCUCUCCAGUGGAGAGGUCACUAACCAUGUGGAGCAGCACGCUGAGGAUCUGAUACAGUGGAAGAGGCAUGUGGAGCGAGUAAAGAGUAAGGUGCUGGAUCAGAUUCAGGGGCAUCUUAGUGACCUGCUAGACAAGGCCCUGACUGAAUCUGUCCAGACAUUUACGCAGAAUGAGAACCAUGGCAACAACCACGUCAACCAUGUCAACAACAACCAUGUCACCAGAGACGGGACAGUCACCACCACUAACAACAACGAAAACUCACACAGAACCCACACGGAAAAGGAUGGAAAAGUAUUUAUGGACAGACGCUCCAUUCUAGAUGAUCUGUUUGAGAUCAACCAUAUUCGGACCAUCUACCACAUGUUCAUCUCAGUGCUCUUCCUCUUCAUCAUCAGUACACUGGCUGUGGACUACAUCGACCAGGGCAGACUGGUGCUGGAGUUUGACCUGUUGUCUUAUGCCUUUGGGAAGCUACAUAUAGUAGGUUUGGCCUGGCUGUUGAUGUUCAGCUACACGUUGGCCGUGCCCUACUAUGCCCUGUCUCUCUGGGGGACUCUGUACCAUCGCAGCCCGGUACAGGGGGUACUGUCGGUGGGCGCUGGGCUGGUGCUCUCCGCCAUGCAGGCCGCUGUACUGGGGGUUCUCCCUAUAUACGUGGUCUUUCACUACCAGCUGCCUCCAGCCUCACGAUUCAUCAUCAUAUUGGAACAGAUCCGAUUCCUGAUGAAAAGCUACUCUUUCAUCCGAGAGAAUGUCCCAGUCAUCCUAAAACACAAGACAAAGGAAGGAGAGGGUCCCAGGUUCCCAACAAACCCAGAACACAUUAGAUGGAACUAUGUUGGCGUAACGUUUGCUAAGAUUCUGGGCUGUCUUUUCUACGGUUACUUUAUCCUGGUGAGACUGUGCAUACCGGUCUUCAUGAAUGACAGAAACAAGCCUUUCAGCACCAGAACCCUGGUCCUGGCCUUGUUCCAUGCUACACUUCCAGGUAUGUUGCUGCUACUGCUGGCGUUCUUCGCCUUCCUCCACUGCUGGCUAAACGCCUUCGCUGAGAUGCUACGCUUUGCAGACAGGAUGUUCUAUAAGGACUGGUGGAACUCGACAUCGUUUGCAAAUUACUACAGGACCUGGAACGUGGUGGUUCAUGACUGGCUUUACUACUAUGGAUACAGAGAUUUUCUCUGGCUGUCCAGGAGGAAGUUCCGUACGGCAGCCAUGUUGUCAGUGUUCGUCGUGUCGGCCUUGGUCCAUGAAUAUGUCUUCACCCUGGGUUUCGGAUUCUUCUACCCAGUAAUGUUCUGUCUCUUCGCUUUCUUUGGAGUGGCGUUCAACUUCACUCUGAACGACAAGAGGAAGAGUCCUGUGUGGAACAUCAUGAUGUGGACCUGUCUGUUCAUUGGACAAGGGGUCAUGGUGUGUCUGUACUGCCAGGAGUGGUAUGCCCAGAUACACUGUCCUCGCACUGGGGCUAGCUUCUGGGAGUUGGUGACACCCCGAUCCUGGUCCUGCAGCAACUAGGUCUGAAACUACAGCAUUGAGUUGCCUGCCUCAUCCAGGGGUUGAGACACGGGCUGAGUCUCAAUAGUAACCCCAGCUGUUCAACCCUCCACAUUGAACUUGGCGUCAGGGGACAAACUCCGUUUGUAAACCUUGCCUAUGAUCCUUGGCUAAAACAGGCAUCCCUUUGAGAGUGUUAUUCAUUGAUAGAAUCCUGUCAGGAAACAAGCUCUAACGUGGAAUAUGAACGGAGGUAGUUGUUGAAAACGUGCUUAUUGUUUGGACGGAACGUGUAUCUAUGGAUGUGUUUAACUGUACUAGCGGGGACAAAAGGUCCUCACAAGAAUAGAAAACAAACAAAUGUUUUUGAUCAACUGGGGACAUUUUGUUCGACCCCACAAGGUCAAAUGCUAUUUCUAGGGGUUUUAGGGUUAAGGUUAGAAUUAGUGUUAGGAUUAGAAUUUGGUUAAGUUUAGGGUUAGGAGCUAGGGUUAGGUUUAGGGUUAGGUUUAGGGUUAGCAGCUAGGGUUAGCAGAUAGGGUUAGCAGCUAGGGUUAGGUUUAGGGUUAGGGUUAGGUUUAGGGUUAGGGUUAGGUUUAGGGUUAGGUUUAGGGUUAGGGUUAGGUUUAGGGUUAGGUCUAGGGUUAGGUUUAGGGUUAGCAGCUAGGGUUAGGUUUAGGGUUAAGGUUAGGGUUAAGGUUAGGUUUAGGUUUAGGGUUAGGGUUAGGGUUAAGGUUAGGGUGAGGUUUAGGGUUAGGGGUUAGGGAAAUAGGAUUUUGAAAUGGACUGAAUUGUGUGUCCCCACAAGUUUAGUUAUACAAGACUGUGUGAACUGAAAUGGCAUGGACAGCAUUCUGUAUUACCUAGGUGUUAGGGUUAGGGUUAGACUGUAGUCUGUAUUACCUAGGUGUUAGGGUUAGACUGUAGUCUGUAUUACCUAGGUGUUAGGGUUAGACUGUAGUCUGUAUUACCUAGGUGUUAGGGUUAGGGUUAGACUGUAUUACCUAGGUGUUAGGGUUAGACUGUAGUCUGUAUUACCUAGGUGUUAGGGUUAGGGUUAGACUGUAGUCUGUAUUACCUAGGUGUUAGGGUUAGGGUUAGACUGUAUUACCUAGGUGUUAGGGUUAGACUGUAGUCUGUAUUACCUAGGUGUUAGGGUUAGGGUUAGACUGUAGUCUGUAUUACCUAGGUGUUAGGGUUAGGGUUAGACUGUAUUACCUAGGUGUUAGGGUUAGACUGUAGUCUGUAUUACCUAGGUGUUAGGGUUAGACUGCAGUCUGUAUUACCUAGGGGUUAGGGUUAGACUGUAGUCUGUAUUACCUAGGUGUUAGGGUUAGACUGUAGUCUGUAUUACCUAGGUGUUAGGGUUAGUAACCCAGUCUGUAUUACCUAGGGGUUAGGGUUAGGGUAAGACUGUAGGCUGUAUUACCUAGGGGUUAGGGUUAGACUGUAGUCUGUAUUACCUAGGGGUUAGGGUUAGACUGUAGGCUGUAUUACCUAGGGGUUAGGGUUAGACUGUAGUCUGUAUUACCUAGGGGUUAGGGUUAGACUGUAGGCUGUAUUACCUAGGGGUUAGGGUUAGACUGUAGUCUGUAUUACCUAGGUGUGAGGGUUAGACUGUAGGCUGUAUUACCUAGGGGUUAGGGUUAGACUGUAGUCUGUAUUACCUAGGGGUUAGGGUUAGACUGUAGUCUGUAUUACCUAGGGGUUAGGGUUAGACUGUAGUCUGUAUUACCUAGGGGUUAGGGUUAGACUGUAGGCUGUAUUACCUAGGGGUUAGGGUUAGACUGUAGUCUGUAUUACCUAGGGGUUAGGGUUAGACUGUAGUCUGUAUUACCUAGGGGUUAGGGUUAGACUGUAGGCUGUAUUACCUAGGGGUUAGGGUUAGACUGUAGGCUGUAUUACCUAGGGGUUAGGGUUAGACUGUAGUCUGUAUUACCUAGGGGUUAGGGUUAGACUGUAGUCUGUAUUACCUAGGGGUUAGGGUUAGACUGUAGGCUGUAUUACCUAGGGGUUAGGGUUAGACUGUAGGCUGUAUUACCUAGGGGUUAGGGUUAGACUGUAGGCUGUAUUACCUAGGGGUUAGGGUUAGACUGUAGGCUGUAUUACCUAGGGGUUAGGGUUAGACUGUAGGCUGUAUUACCUAGGGGUUAGGGUUAGACUGUAGGCUGUAUUACCUAGGGGUUAGGGUUAGACUGUAGUCUGUAUUACCUAGGGGUUAGGGUUAGACUGUAGUCUGUAUUAC